AUGGGAGAUGGAACUGAGGUUGUGGUUAGGCCACAUGUGGAAGAAAAGAAGAAGCUUGCAGAUGAUAGAAUUAGCGAUGAGAAAGCAGAGAAGAUUGAGUUUUUGGGAUCUGAUGAAGCGAGGGAAAACGAAGAUGAGGUCUUUGAGGAAGCAACUGGUUCACAGAAUGAUGAGCAAGAGGAUUCACAUGUAGAGGAAGCUCUUGAGAGUUCGAAAGAUGAGCAAGAUGAAGUUGAGGAUUUCGAAGAGGCUGUUGGUGAUUUGGAUGAAACAAGUAGUAACGAAGGAGGAGUAAAAGAAGAUUCGAAGGUUGAUUAUCCGGUGAACGGGAGAGAGACUGAACCUGAUGUUUCGAUUCCCAAAAUGAAUGGUGAUAAGGGGGAAGUGGUUGCAGAAAGUUCUUAUGGUCAAACUGAAUCAAGCUUGGAUGAGGAUGAGGACACUGGCAAGGCUAAGUCUAAUGGUUCCGUUUUAGCAGCUGAAGAUGUGAAUAUGGAAAAUGGAAAUGGUCAUUCUCUUUCCGAGAAUGGAAUUGUCUCUCCGGAGAAUGAAGAACAGGUGGCUGAUGCUAUCUCAAAAACUGUUGAGCCUGAGGAAUUUUGGAAUGAUGGCAUUGAAGUUGAGAAUUGGGAGGAAAGAGUUGAUGGGUCAUCUGGCAUACAAACAGAACAGGAGGUGGAAGAAGGUGAAGAAACAACUAAGAAUCUCUCCGAGAAGGGUUUGGAAAGUAUUGACAAUGAGUCUGAAACGAAAACUAAUGGUGAGACUGGUGCGGACUACAGAAGUAAUAUUGUUGAUGCUUCAGGUGAAAGUUCCUUGGAUGAUAGUAUUGAGGAAGCUAGUGUUGGGACCUCAUCAUCUCCAUUGGAGAAAUCUAAUUCCGAUGAAAAGGGAGAGACUGAAGGUUACUUGGCUUCUUCCCUGAACUCAGAUCUGGAGUCCACUGAAGUUCGAAGCAAUAGUGGAUUCCCUGAAGUAGCUAGUAGAGAGCCCGAGAUAGUUCAAAUUGCUAAUGGAGGACAUGAUGUUCAACAGAGUAGUCAACCUAACAAGGAACCUGAAGAGCAGCAAAGUAGCAGAGUAAAAAUAGAUCCAGAGGUUAAGGAAAGAUCACAUGUGGAAAGAGAAUCUGAGGUAGUAAGUUCUGCUUCACCAACCGAGUCUAAUAGUAGUCCUGCAGCAUUACCACCUGUUCGUCCAGCAGGUCUUGGUCGUGCUGCUCCUCUUUUGCAACCUGCACCUCGUGCUCCUCAACAGUCUCGUGUCAAUGGGAAUUUGUCUCACAAUCAGCCUCAGCAAGCUGAGGACUCUACGACUGCAGAGACCGAUGAGCAUGAUGAGACCCGUGAGCAGCUCCAGUUGAUCAGGGUAAAAUUUUUGAGGCUUGCACAUAGACUGGGGCAGACUCCGCAUAACGUUGUAGUUGCUCAGGUUUUAUAUAGGCUUGGAUUAGCUGAACAGUUGAGAGGCAGAAACGGAAGCCGUGUUGGUGCCUUUAGUUUUGAUCGUGCUAGUGCCAUGGCAGAACAGCUUGAGGCAUCUGGACAGGAUCCACUUGAUUUUUCGUGUACGAUUAUGGUGCUUGGUAAAAGUGGGGUUGGUAAAAGUGCAACGAUCAAUUCCAUAUUUGAUGAAGUGAAAUUUUGUACUGAUGCAUUCCAGAUGGGGACAAAGAGGGUUCAAGAUGUUGAGGGUUUUGUUCAGGGAAUUAAGGUACGGGUGAUUGACACUCCCGGUCUCUUACCGUCCUGGUCUGAUCAAGCCAAGAAUGAGAAGAUCCUGAAUUCUGUUAAGGCCUUCAUCAAGAAAAGUCCACCUGACAUUGUGCUAUAUCUUGAUAGGUUGGAUAUGCAAAGUAGAGAUUCUGGUGACAUGCCUCUAUUGCGCACCAUCAGUGAUGUUUUUGGACCAUCAAUAUGGUUUAAUGCUAUUGUGGGAUUGACUCAUGCUGCUUCCGUUCCACCAGAUGGUCCUAAUGGCACUGCUUCUAGCUAUGACAUGUUUGUAACACAGCGUUCCCAUGUCAUCCAACAGGCCAUUCGCCAAGCAGCUGGAGAUAUGAGGCUCAUGAACCCUAUUUCUUUAGUUGAGAAUCACUCUGCGUGCAGGACUAAUCGGGCAGGCCAGAGAGUAUUACCGAAUGGCCAAGUGUGGAAGCCUCAUUUGCUGUUACUCUCAUUUGCAUCUAAGAUCCUGGCAGAGGCAAAUGCUCUUCUGAAAUUACAAGAUAAUAUUCCAGGGAGACCAUUUGUUGCUCGGUCCAAGGCUCCUCCAUUACCAUUUCUCCUUUCGACGCUUCUGCAAUCAAGACCACAGCCAAAGCUUCCUGACCAGCAGUAUGGUGAUGAAGAAGAUGAAGAUGAUUUGGACGAAUCAUCAGAUUCUGACGAAGAAUCAGAGCAUGACCAGCUUCCUCCGUUUAAGCGGUUGACUAAAGAUCAAAUGGCUAAGCUCAGUAAAUCUCAGAAGAAGCAAUACCUGGAUGAGAUGGAGUACCGGGAGAAACUGUUUAUGAAGAAGCAGAUGAAAGAGGAAAGAAAGAGACGUAAGAUGUUUAAGAAGUUUGCUGCUGAGAUCAAAGAUUUGCCGAACGAGCCUAGUGAGAAUGUGGAAGAGGAGAGUGGAGGACCUGCAUCAGUUCCAGUUCCCAUGCCAGACUUAUCUCUACCUGCGUCUUUCGACUCUGACAACCCUACUCACCGCUACCGCUACCUUGAUUCCUCCAAUCUGUGGCUUGUUAGGCCGGUCCUGGAGACUCAUGGGUGGGAUCAUGAUAUUGGUUACGAAGGUGUGAAUGCGGAACGUCUCUUUGUUGUUAAAGAGAAGAUACCAGUGUCUUUCUCAGGCCAAGUGACAAAGGACAAGAAAGACGCAAGCGUGCAGCUGGAAGUGGCCAGCUCGGUUAAACACGGAGAGGGUAAAUCAACUUCCCUUGGGUUUGACAUGCAAACUGUCGGAAAGGAAUUGGCUUACACUCUUCGAAGCGAAACGAGAUUCAACAAUUUCAGGAGAAACAAAGCUGCAGCUGGUCUCUCUCUAACGCUCUUAGGUGAUUCCGUCUCUGCGGGGCUUAAAGUCGAAGAUAAGUUGAUUGCUAACAAAUGGUUCAGAAUGGUUAUGUCUGGUGGAGCAAUGACCUCUCGUGGAGAUGUUGCUUUUGGUGGUAGUUUAGAAGCUCAGCUGAGAGAUAAAGAUUACCCGCUUGGUCGGUUUUUGACUACUCUUGGACUCUCCGUGAUGGAUUGGCACGGUGAUCUUGCUAUUGGAGGGAAUAUACAGUCUCAGAUUCCUGUUGGUCGUUCCUCGAAUUUGAUCGCUCGUGCUAAUCUGAACAAUAGAGGCGCAGGGCAAGUGAGUCUCCGUGUAAACAGCUCCGAGCAGCUCCAACUUGCUAUGGUUGCGAUUGUUCCUCUCUUCAAGAAGCUACUUAGUUAUUAUUCUCAGCAGACGCAAUAUGGACAAUGA
This is a messenger RNA of Microthlaspi erraticum, 3465 nucleotides long. NCBI's taxonomy places the organism in Eukaryota, Viridiplantae, Streptophyta, Magnoliopsida, Brassicales, Brassicaceae. The record is from the annotation of a GenBank genome assembly.